Molecule: messenger RNA, 1515 nt
Organism: Sciurus carolinensis (gray squirrel)
Lineage: Eukaryota; Metazoa; Chordata; Mammalia; Rodentia; Sciuridae
Gene: Vps37d
Product: VPS37D subunit of ESCRT-I
Exons: 4
Coding region: 74-829 (251 amino acids)
Biological process (GO): ubiquitin-dependent protein catabolic process via the multivesicular body sorting pathway; protein targeting to membrane; protein targeting to vacuole
Cellular component (GO): ESCRT I complex
Source: RefSeq, a predicted model, not a curated record
CCGGAGCGGAGCCGGGGCGGAGCGGGCCGAGCGGGCCGAGCCAGCAGCCGAGCUGGGGGCGCGGGCGGGCGGCAUGUACCGGGCCCGGGCGGCGCGGGCGGGGCCGGAGCCCGGCAGCCCGGGGCGCUUUGGGAUCCUCAGCACCGGGCAGCUGCGGGACCUGCUCCAGGACGAACCCAAGCUGGACCGGAUCGUGCGGCUCAGCAGGAAGUUCCAGGGCCUGCAGCUGGAGCGGGAGGCAUGCUUGGCCUCCAACUACGCCCUGGCCAAGGAGAACCUGGCCUUGCGGCCCCGCCUGGAGAUGGGCCGGGCGGCCCUGGCCAUCAAGUACCAGGAACUCCGGGAGGUGGCUGAGAACUGUGCAGACAAGCUGCAGCGACUUGAGGAGAGCAUGCAUCGCUGGAGCCCCCACUGUGCGCUGGGCUGGCUGCAGGCUGAGCUGGAAGAGGCUGAGCAAGAGGCGGAGGAGCAGAUGGAGCAGCUGCUGCUGGGCGAGCAGAGCCUGGAGGCCUUCCUGCCCGCCUUCCAGCGGGGCCGGGCCCUGGCGCACCUGAGGCGGACCCAGGCCGAGAAGCUGCAGGAGCUGCUGCGGCGUCGUGAGCGGUCUGCCCAGCCAGCCCCCCCUGCUGCCACGGACCCCCCCAAACCCUUCCCAGCUGCAGCUGUCCUGCCCACUGGGGCUGCCCGGGGGCCACCAUCAGUGCCCCGGAGCCUGCCCCCCUUGGACUCCCGCCCAGUGCCACCGCUCAAGGGCUCCCCCGGGUGCCCUCUUGGCCCAGCCCCUCUGCUGAGCCCUCGGCCCUCUCAGCCAGAGCCCCCCCACCGGUAGGAUCCAGGGUGCGGCCCCCCAGCAGGGGGCCCAGACAAACUUGAUUCGUGGCUCCUCCUCCUCCCCCACUGCCUGGGUGGGGGGAGGGGCAGGCCCCUCCCCCUGGCCUCAGGCAGGCCCUGGCCCUGGAGGCUGAGCUGGGGAGGAGGGUCACCCCAAGAGGCCCACAGAGGGCUGGGGUUGGGUGGGCAGGGUGUUGGGCCUCGGGCACUAAGGAAACUCUGCCUUUUUGUCUCCCUGGCUGGGGCCUCUGGGGUGAUGGGCCAGCCCCGAUGAGGCCUGGGAAGGUGCCCCCUUCCCCUCAGGGCCUGUCGCACCCUACCACUCCACUGGGCGUGCACAAUACCAGGGCGACGGGGAUGUUUCCCGCACGUCUUGAGCCUACCUUCCCCGUUCUGGGGCCCACCACCUAGGAGCCAGGUGGUCAAUGGCCCAGCUGCGGGGGCAGGGACACCACCGCCCUGGGGCUGCUACGUGCGCUCAUGCUCCAGACCCUGGGGCAAGGUAGGCCAGGGCUUCUGACCUGCGCAGGUGAGAGUGGGCCAUCCCCAGGAAAGACCAUUCUGUAUUUUUCUGUCCCUGUCUCCUUAGAAUGGAACCUUUUUGAGGGCAGGUCCUUGUCUUUGUAUGUUCUGUCCCCAGCCCCGCCUCCUAGGGGCCGUCAAUAAAUGUGAUGAUGAGGAUGA